GUGUGUUGUUUUCGUUGGGUUUUUUUCUAGCUUCCGCUUACCGUUACUGCUUGCAUGGUACUGGAUUUUGGGUUCAGUGAUUGGACGCUUCUUGCCGAAAUGAUUCUUGGGAGUCGUAGUUGACUUCUCCAUUUGCGUUGUUCGCACAGGUUGUUCGGUAUUUGCAACUUUAAUUUUUGUCUUUUUAGUUAAGGAACCACAUAUUCUAAGUCACUUGGCCAAACAAUAAAUUGUAACGUUACAGUCUUUAUUUUUAUUUUUAUUUAUUUAUAUCAAACAGCAAUACAAUGCACAGUUACAAAGAAGAAGAAACGAGUUACAGAAAGAUAAACAAUGCAAAACAAAUAGAAGUAAAAUAAAAUUUAAAAAAAUAAUAAUAAUAAUAAAUAAAAUAGAAGAAUAAAUAAAUGGAAAAGAAAGAAAACAAAAAAUAAAUAAUGAAAUAAAAUAAACAAAGGCAAAAAGAAAAAAGAAAUUUAUAAGAAAAUAUGCAUCAUCAUCCUUGUUUUUGUGAUCAAAACAGCCAAAUAUGACAUCUUUAUAAUGCAAAGUAAAACCAGUGAAAAUAUAUUUGAAUAUAUAUAUAAUAAGGAAGCUGAGUUGGGUCUGGGGGUGACAUAAUCAAAGGUAAAGAAACAUCGUUCAAUCUGAAUAACAUGUUAAAGCCAGAAGGAAUAGCAUCAAAUACAAUAGAGAAUUAUUUUGGGCUUACAGGGAUUUUAUACUUUGUGAGAAAUUCUGCAUAACUGUAUAAAAGGCAUUCUUUAUUAAAGAGCUGACUGACCAAAAUAAUAGCAUUAUUAAACCAUCUAUCAUGAAAUGAAGUCUUGUUCUUAUAAACAAUGUUGCAGUUCUUCUAUAUGUAACAUAUCUAUGGAGAGAACUUGUGCUUGUAAAGAAGAGCCCAAGCCAAAAGAGCCUGUUGAUGGAAUAACGUUACAGUUUGAUGCUCGAACUGUCUGUCAACUGACGUUUUAUUCAGAAUUUAAAGUAGCCCCUCCCACUGUCGAACGCUCAGUUUACUAUCUCCAUGGUUACGUUGCUAAAUGCCGCAUUCAAGGCACUGUCUGGGCUAAUUUAUUGGAUAAAAACGUUUUUUUAUACUGAAAUAAGAAAAUGAGCGUAUCUGUCACUCGCACACUUCCUAAGAAAAAUGAUACUAGUAAAGUUGUUAUGCGUCAACGGACUUAUGACCACUUGUAUGAUCCAGUUUACACGGUGUCAUCGGAGGUUGACCAUGCCAGGUCCAGCUUCAAGGCCUAUAUGUCUAAGGACAGAGUUAGGAGAGUGCCUGAAUUUGGGUCAAUGUUCAGUAACCUGCCCCACCACCCACGGUAUACUGUUCAACUGGACCCUGCCGAUCCAAUACCACCCUCUAUUGAUCGUCGGUGGCGGGGCCACACUGAACAGCGCAAAGAGGCACUGCAGCAGCUGGCAGGGGUUAUUCCAAAUGCUCAGUCAUGGAUGAGAAGGGAGGAGUGCCAUGUGACCGGAGCUGAUCGUUGGAAAUAUUUUAAACGCCCUCUGAUACCCUUUGCACAGCAGCUUGCCCCGGAUGUGAUUUUUGCAUUGCCUAAAGAAGACUUUGUAUCCACUGAUGAAGCAAAUGCCAAGAAACAGCCCACCCACUUCACAGUUGGGGUCCAGACGGACUACAGGGAAAGUGAAACACAGACAGACCCGUACAGCCCUGAGUAUGUGGUGCAACCUGGGACAACUCCCUCAGAGCUCCUGCAACUGGCUGCUUUGAGUUGGGGUCGUGGUCUGCCUGCAGGCCUGGCAGAAGUGGAAAUGAUCAGUCGGGCACGUGCCAAACGAGCUUGGGAGGCCACCCUACCUCCAUUGGAUGAUCUAAGUCAGCUGGAGAAAAGGAGACGUAUGAUGGAAGAAAUGGAGGUCAAUGAGUGGGCUUUCAGAGAAGGCGAAAUCCAGAAGUUGCAAGAGGCUCGUCUUGCCGUGCUGAAGGACCUCUUGAGGCAGAGAGACGAGGCCCAGAAAGGAGUCACAAAUGAGAGACUGAACCAGAUAUAUCAUAAGCUCCAAAAAAAGAAAGAGACCAAGCUACGCAAGAUUCACAAUGACUACACCAGGUCACUGAGGAAACUGGAACUUAAGAGCAGAAAUGAGGGGCAGAAGCUAGAGCAACAUGGCAUUGUCAAAAACUAUUCAGAUUCUCAGACAUAUGCCCCUCGGAGCUGCAGGGAUACAUUUACCAACAGGAACAUCCGCAACAACAAGUUUCAAAGCCACUACUUAGACACAUAUGAAGGUUUGCAAGAGUUGGAGGCAGGACUCCCUGCCCUAGCCAUUAAGCCAAAGGUAAAAAGACCUAAACACAAAGUCAACGUCAACCAGAAUGUGAUCCUGCCCCCAAAGAGCAGAGAGGUUGAACUGAUGGAGAAAUACAAGGCCCUGAGGGAGGAGGAGAACCAGCAAGUGACCAAAAAGUCUUCACGUUUUCUGGUAAAGAAGGAGAUGCCUGUUCCUCGUCCUGCUACUCCCAGAGUGGAAGAGCCACCAGAGGGGGAUGAGGAGAUAGAGGUUGCAGUAAUCCACUUGCAGAAACUAAUGAGAGGAAGAAGCAUUCAAUACAAGAUGUUUAAGGGCAAGGAGAACUAUCUGGACCUCAUUCAGGAACUGAGGACUGUCCACGCCCUGCAGAAGGAGGAGCAAGAGCUACAGAAAGCUGACAAAGAACUCACAAUGAGCCUUAAAAAACAGAGUGACAAACAUACACAAAAGACCUCUCAACAGGAGGCAGCUCAGGCCAGCGUGGUAGGUGCAGAGCUUGAACACGUGUUCGACACAUUGUCCAAGCAGCUGAUUCAUAUUCAGGAAGAGCGUAGGAUCCACGCAUUCACACUACUGGCUGAGAGAGACCGGCGCCUACGAGAGGCAGAGGAGAGUGGGAGGAGACAGGUGGAGGAGCGCAGACGCAAAGAAGAAGAUGAGAUCUUCAGACAAGUGGUGCACGUACACCAGGAAACUGUGGAUUUGUAUUUGGAGGACAUCAUCCUCGGGACCUUGGAGCAGACAGCUGACCAGCAGGCCAGAGAGGAGAUCCACAGGAAGGCAAAGGAGGUCAACGACAUCGCUUAUGCCAUGGAGGAAAGCCGUAAUAAUCUUCAGUCGGAGGAGAUUGUGUCGGAGCUGGUUUACAGCUUCCUCAUCCCAGAGGUCGAGAAGAUCACCGUCAGACAAAGAGUGCACCAAAGGCAGCAUAGACACUUGCAGGCAGUUCGAAGCAUUACUCAAGGGACUUCAGAGGUCCUUCCUAGUACUCUGGUGGCCUCACAGUUCACCUGUCCCUCUGAGAGAGCCUCCAACCAAGUCCUCGAGGAGAUGAUCAGCAAAGUGGAGCCAGAGCCAACACCAGAUUCAAACUGAGUGAAGAAGAGAUGACAUAAAAUAUAAAAAGUGUACUGAGAUGCAGUCUGAUGUCUGAAUUUGCUGUGGAUAUUAUUAAAGUAUACG
Messenger RNA from Centropristis striata (black sea bass), 3474 nucleotides. It is a transcript of the gene cfap91, whose product is annotated as cilia and flagella associated protein 91. Lineage: Eukaryota; Metazoa; Chordata; Actinopteri; Perciformes; Serranidae. The transcript is spliced from 18 exons. Bases 1117 to 3387 code for a protein of 756 amino acids. The record is from RefSeq and is a predicted model, not a curated record.